UCAUCUGCUACCUCCUUUUUAAUAUUUCACAAAAGACCGAAGUACGGAGGCUGCUUUUCCUGAGAGAGCGGAACGGAGUGGGACGGACUUGGAUGACAGUCAGGAGCUCCCGGUGCUGCCGUAAAGAUCCCAAACUCUCUCAUCUAAAACGACAACAUGGCAAAGAAAAUUUUUGGGACCAAUUACCCAGUCAGCAUCUGCUUCAUAGUGGUGAAUGAAUUCUGCGAACGCUUCUCCUACUAUGGCAUGAAAGCAUUGCUGACGCUCUAUUUCCUCACCUACCUGAAAUGGGACAAGGACCUCUCCACUGCUGUCUACCAUGCUUUCAGCGGCCUCUGCUACUUCACACCCAUACUGGGAGCUUUCAUUGCUGACUCCUGGCUCGGAAAAUACAAGACCAUCAUCUACCUGUCCAUUGUAUAUGUGAUCGGCCAUGUGGUCAAGUCGGUUGGAGCCAUUCCCACCGUGGGAAGCACCGAAUUGCACAUUGCUCUGUCCAUGUCAGGUCUGAUACUCAUAGCUUUGGGCACCGGAGGGAUCAAACCCUGCGUGGCGGCGUUCGGAGGUGACCAGUUUGACGAGGAACAUACGACAGAGAGGCAGAAGUUCUUCUCUAUUUUCUACAUGUCAAUCAAUGCUGGCAGCUUCCUGUCGACUAUUAUUACACCCAUAUUGAGAGGUGACGUGAAGUGUUUCGGUGGAGACUGUUAUGCUUUGGCCUUUGGGGUUCCUGCAGCCCUGAUGGUUGUGGCUUUAGUUGUCUUCAUUGCUGGCAGCAGUCUGUACAAGAGAACUCCUCCCCAGGGAAACGUCCUUUGGGAAGUCUGCAAUUGCAUCGGGUUUGCAAUUAAAAAUCGUUGGAACAAAUCCAAACAUGACCCACCGAGACAGCACUGGUUGGACUGGGCUGAGGAGAAGUACUCGAUGCGUCUGAUUCAGGAGUUAAAGAUGGUUUUGCGAGUUCUGGUGCUCUACAUCCCCCUCCCAAUGUUCUGGGCUCUCUUUGAUCAGCAGGGUUCCCGCUGGACACUUCAAGCCACGAGGAUGAACCUGGCUCUUGGAAACUCCUUCGCUAUUAAGCCUGACCAAAUGCAGAUGUUGAAUGCUCUGCUGAUUCUUGUCUUUGUGCCUAUCUUUGACCUCAUCAUAUAUCCGCUCGUUAGACUCUGCGGACUCAAGAUCACACCUCUGAGGAAAAUGGCCAUGGGAAUGGUGUUUGCAGCCCUGGCCUUUGGAGCAGCCACUCUGGUGGAGGUGAACGUUGUGAAAACUGUGGUGAAUCCUGCACCUGCAGGAAAGUGUCUCUUGCAGGUUGUCAACCUUGCUAAAGAUGAUGUCAGUCUGAAGGCUCCUGGCACCGAUCUGUUUCUACAGUCCAUCAAGUACCUUGAGGUAGAAGAUCACAUAACAAAAAACGAAGACGGGAAUCCAUUAUUGAGGUUCCUCAACACACAGCCGGAGGCCUUAAACGUAACGGUGGGAGAUAAGCAUUUCUACAUGUCCUCCGGGUACAAUGUGACUCAUAACAAGACCGUGCAGCGGGGCGAAUACACUGAUGUCACCUUGUAG
Messenger RNA from Neolamprologus brichardi, 1569 nucleotides. The record is from RefSeq and is a predicted model, not a curated record. Lineage: Eukaryota; Metazoa; Chordata; Actinopteri; Cichliformes; Cichlidae.